Molecule: messenger RNA, 1174 nt
Organism: Misgurnus anguillicaudatus (oriental weatherfish)
Lineage: Eukaryota; Metazoa; Chordata; Actinopteri; Cypriniformes; Cobitidae
Gene: eva1ab
Product: eva-1 homolog A, regulator of programmed cell death b
Source: RefSeq, a predicted model, not a curated record
GGCACAACGUUUUCCCGACAUGGGUUAUAAAGAGAAGCAGAGGUCCAGUGCACUUUUGCACACGGCGUUGUGAGCACCUUUUACCUUCAACCACUUUUUCAAGUACCUUUCUCAGGCAAAGGCGCACAAAUUCUUUAGGAGAACAGCUAUUUUUUUAUUUAUCUAUCUUUGACGUGGAUCAGACUAACUUUUGCACAGUGGAAUACAGUUUUCUGCACAGUUUCAACCCAGAUGAUCACAAAAAGGGACAGAAUACAUUGGGAUCUUUUGCAUGGCUGUGAAGUUUUCUUAGAUGGACCACAACAUGCAGUACUACACAAUAAGUGAUCUAUAGGGAGUUCAUGGAUGAUAUGGUUACACCUUUUUUGGAAAGGCAAGCCAUUACUGAGGAGAUGGCUUUAGUGAGCAAUGCACUGGCUGCGUACUCCUACAUAGCAGAUCACCCAGAACGGGCAGCGCUGUAUUUUGUGUCCGGGGUGUGUUUGGGACUGGUCCUCACUCUCAUCGCCUUAGUGGUACAAAUCUCUUGUAGAACCGACUGCAGAACACAAAGAGCACCCAAGAAAACGGGAAAACCGGCAGAGAGCACCAGUGAUACCAGCGACAGCGAUUCGGACUGGGACAAUGCCUCUGAUUUGUCGGCAAGGCGGCACAGGCGCUUCGAACGGACGCUCGGUAACGUGUUUACUUCAGCCGAAGAGCUGGAGCGAGCACAACGAUUGGAGGAAAGAGAGCGAAUCAUACGAGAGAUCUGGAUGAACGGACAGCCUGACAUGCCUGGCACACGCAGUCUGAACCGCUAUUAUUGAAAGAUCUCUGAAGAUUUGAGAUUGCACAAGGAAAUACUUUCUUGUGAACAAUAAAUGAUUAUUUCUUUUUGGAUGUAAAAAGAGACUGGGAAAUAAGCAAAACCAACAACUGCAGUUGUCUGGAAACAUCUUUGUACUGGUGGUAACACAAGUGAAGUGUUUUUUAUAAUUGAAAAACUAAUUUGAUGAAGAAUUUAUCAUAAAAUGUAAUACAAACGGUAGAAAAACAUACAUGCUUGACUUGAAAUAUAAUAGUUUCACUCGCAAUGAAUAUCGUCUUACAUAAUUUGGAUAGUAAAGUGGUUUAGUCACAGAUGUUAAUAGUGUGCAUUUGACAAUUCAGACACCUAACUUUAAUGUAUUCU